This is a messenger RNA of Caenorhabditis elegans, 1345 nucleotides long. RefSeq names its product TrmE-type G domain-containing protein (gene mtcu-1). The record is from RefSeq and is marked reviewed. The coding region runs from base 12 to 1331 and encodes 439 amino acids. NCBI's taxonomy places the organism in Eukaryota, Metazoa, Nematoda, Chromadorea, Rhabditida, Rhabditidae. The transcript is spliced from 6 exons. Gene Ontology annotation, molecular function: GTPase activity; magnesium ion binding; GTP binding. Gene Ontology annotation, biological process: tRNA modification.
GCAUUUAGAAAAUGUCGACAAUCUUCGCCCUAUCGUCUGGCACAUUGCCAAGCGCAAUUGCGAUGUUCCGCGUUUCAGGAUCACAAAGCCUCCCCGUACUCCGCCAGCUGAGCCGUCGAAAAGUUUGGAAGCCGAAAACGAUGAAAUACACGAAAUUGUACGAUUCAGAGAGCAAAAUCAUCGAUGAAGCAAUGGCGGUAUAUCUUCCCGGCCCGAAAACGUUUACCGGAGAAGACACAGCCGAGUUUUUUCUACAUGGAAGUCAGGCCGUGGCCGUGAAGUUUGCCUCAUGUUUGGCUGGAAUUCAAAAUGUUCGAGAAGCGAAGCGAGGAGAAUUCACGAGGAGAGCAUUUCACAACGGAAAAUUGAGCAUUUCCGAGGUUCGAGGAAUCGAUCGGCUAAUUAAAUCUCGAACCGAAAAAGAACGAAAUGCGGCAUUUGGUCAAAUGCGUGGUGGAGUUCGAGCUAUUGAAAUAAGGAAGCAAUUAAUUCAAAUUCUAUCGAAACUAUUUGUGAUCAUUGAUUUUGGAGAACACGUGAACUUGGAAUUACGCGAAGCUCAACAAGAUGUCUCUGAAAUUCUUCAUGAACUCAAUCGAAUGAUCAAAGCGUGGGAUGGUGCAGAACGGGCUCAACGUGGAUUGGAUAUUGUGCUCUAUGGAAGACCGAAUUCCGGAAAAUCAAGCAUUUUAAAUCAGUUAGCGCAUGAUGACGUGGCAAUUGUUAGCUCGAUUCCUGGAACCACGAGAGAUAGUUUGGAAACAAUCAUUCAAAUUAACGGAGUUCGAUGCCGUCUCACAGACACUGCUGGAGUUCGACAAAAAACUAAUGACGUCAUUGAGGCAGAAGGUAUUCGACGUGCUCAAAAACGAAUCCAAUCAGCUGACAUUAUCUGCGUUGUCGUGGAUCCACAAUUCACGUCGGAUGACGAUGUUGAAUCGAUUUUGAAUGACGUGGAAGUGAUGCGAAAUCGCGAAGCUCGUGUGAUUAUUGCAAAGAAUAAGUCUGAUCUGAGUCUGAAGUAUCCAAAACUUCCCUCAAAUUUCACUACUGUAUCUACAAAUGCUACCACAGAUACUGGCUGCAAACAACUUCAAAACUGUUUGGGAGAAAUUGUAGAUGAUCUGUGUCCUGAAGCAAGUUAUUUACUAGAUGCAGAUCUGUUAAGAAGAUGCUCAUUCGAAUUGGAGUCAGCUGUAACGUGUAACGACGCAGCAAUCAUGUGUUCACAUCUGGAAGUUGCCUUGGAACAAAUCGGAGAGCUCACCGAGGGAAUUGUCACUGAAAGUGUUCUAGAUGGAAUUUUUAGCAAAUUUUGUAUCGGAAAAUAAAAGCUUUGACCAUU